Molecule: messenger RNA, 4491 nt
Organism: Petromyzon marinus (sea lamprey)
Lineage: Eukaryota; Metazoa; Chordata; Hyperoartia; Petromyzontiformes; Petromyzontidae
Source: RefSeq, a predicted model, not a curated record
CGCGCCAUAAAACAAAGGGGGCCCCGUCGGAGUUUAAAGGAAGCAGCGCGCGCGGGGGGGCGAUUUUUGCGUCACAAAAUUUUGCAAUUAAAUUCGCUUCCCUACGAACGUUUCAAUCCCUGCGCGGUAUUUCAACCAAGAUUUGUUUGUGUUCGUUUGCUGCUUCGUCGCAUCCGCGGGCCGAGAUAUGCGUGUUAAAAGAUAACGAUUGCACGGGCGUUGUUCGAAGCGGCGAAUGGGCGCUCACGUCCGUGGAUUAAAUUGGCGUCGCCGCUGCCGCCGCCGUGUUAAUGGGAGGGGGUUGGCGUCUUUGGAUGGGUUUAUUUUAUUGUUUCUUUUAUUGGUUCUAAACUCCGUCAGUUUGCAAAGGGAGAUUUGGAACGCGUGUCCCCCCUCCCCCCGUUGAGGUGCCCGCGGAAAAGAGGUCGUGGCAAAGCAUGCGGGCGGAAAGGCAUAUCACCAUGAUGCAUAAGGACUUGGGGAGAUGGAGGAGCAGUCGAUGACCAGGAGAUUUGCUCAUGUCCCAACCAAGGGUGGCCAUCUGCACCACCUUACAUGACCACAGUCAGGGAUUUUUGGUGCAUGUGGUGCUCUUUAGUGUGGAUGGCUGGUAAUACUGGGAUCGAUAUUCAUGAGAAAAUGAGCGAGGAAGAAAUGGUACCGGUGAUUGACGAACGUCCAGAAAUGGUGGAUGAUCAGCUAUGUGAAAUGGGUGAAGAUCAGCCAUGUGCGACUGGGGAAGAUCACUCAUGUGAAAUGAUGGAGGCUCAACCCAGUGGAAUGGUGGAAGACCCCCCAUCUAGAGAAGCCAAUGAUCAAUCACGGAUUACAGCAGACACUAAGUCCUGUGUCACAGUAGAUGAUCAAGCACAAAGUGUAGAACAUCAACCACAUGUUGUACCAGGUAAAAUACCUGGAAUAGUGAAGGAUCUGUCAUGUGAAAUGGGAGAUAAUCUGCCUUGCGAGAUGGAGGAAUGUGAAUCUUCAGAGGGUGAGCCAUCUAAAGUAGCAUAUGAUGAACAAUGCGACAUAUCUGAGGAUCGGUCACAAGUAAUGGUGGAGGAUCCACAAUCGACAAUUGUGAAGGCUCUGCCGUGUGACGAAGAGGCAGUUCAACCUGACAAAGUCGAUCAGCCACAUGACACAGAUGAACAUCCUUUAUCUCCAGCAGUAAAGGAUCAGUUGUGUAUAACGGUUGAAGACCAGCCCUGUGGGAUGGGGGAUGAUAAAACAGGUGGAAUGAAGGAAGCUCAUGCAGGCAGCACAAAUGAUCCACGCUUUGCAGAAAAAAAUGACAAAGAAUGUGGAAUUGCAGAUACUCACCCUUGUGAGGUGCAGCAGAAGCAGGCACAGGCAAGUGUUGUGGUGGAAGAUCAGCCUUGUGUGUCAGUUACUGAUCAACAAUGUCAAGUGGUUGAGGAGCAGCAGUGCUCGGUAAAGGAGGAAAAGCCUGACACUGAAACACCUAGGACAACUGCAGCAAAACCUGAUAGUGCAGACCUAUGGACCCUGGACAAUGCAGCAGAUGUAAUUGAUAUAAGCUCUGGCUCUGAGGAAGUGGAUGACGAUGUUCUGGAGGUGAUUGACCUCUCCUCAGGCUCUGAGGAAGAAGUAGAAGAGGAUGAGGAAGAGGACGAACAGGAAGAGGAGCACUCUCUGUCAGAUGAGGACCCAGCACCCGAGCAGCUCUAUGAAUUGGAGUGGACGCGCACACUGCAGCCAGAUGCGGUGCAGUUGGAGGAGUUCCAGGGCAGCCCAGGCCCCGUGCAUGCGCUCCCAGCCGGUUCUCAACCCCUCGACUACUUCAAGCUCUUCCUAACAGACGAAAUGCUGGACAGGAUCGUGACUGAGACCAAUCGGCAUGCGGCUCGCUGUGGGGCCAACAUGCACCUGACAGGCCCUGGGCCAGGCUCUGUGUCGGGUGAGGGAAGGCCCGUGACGCGGUCCUCGCUCUCCACCUUCCUGGGGGUUGUGCUCAUCAUGGGCAUCAAUAUGCUGCCAGCACUACCAUACCACUGGGCAGACGAUGACUCCCUGGGAAACCAGUUUAUCCGCCGCUCCAUAUCCCACAAGAGGUUCAGGGAAAUUUUGAGGUACCUCCACAUUAGCGAUGAUGAAAAAGCACCAAGCAGAGGACGGAUCGGCUAUGACCCACUGCACAAGAUCCGCCCACUGCUCGACCACCUGCUGGGGGCCUUCUCUCGCCACUUUGUUCCAUUCCGAGACAUGCGCCUCGACGAGGUGCUCAGCAAAUUCAAGGAUCGGCAUGAUGCGCUGCCAUGUGUGCCCGCCAACCCCAUCCGCUGCGGCGUCAAGGUCUUCAUCUGCUCAUGCGCGUCCACAGGCUACGUGCACUCGCUGCUCGUGCACGCCGGAGGCCACGAUAUCGUCGUCGCUGGGGGCCUGUGGCGCCGACGCAACAAAAGCUUCCCCCUGGGAUACAGAGCUGCCAUGCGUCUGACGGAGCGCCUGCACGGGGUCCACCACCACGUGUAUUUCGGAAAAUUGUUUGGCAGCGCGCGACUGCUCUCCGACUUUCUUCAGCGUGGCACGUACGGGUGCGGCUUGGUACGACCCAACAGCCGUGGCUUCCCCAAGGAGUUACGAGACUCGCGGCUGCAGCCCGGAGACACCAAGUUCCGGCAGAGCGGGCAGCUGGUAGCCUGCAUCCACAAAGCCAACACUGAAAACAUGGCCAUCAUUGCCUCCAACUCCCGGCCAGAAUCAGAGCGUAUGCAAAGGAGGUUCCACAAUUAUGACGUCGAGGGAAGCCAAAAGCCGCAUCCGUUGCUCAACUACAACAUGUGCAUGGGCAAGGUGGACAUCGCCAGCCAGCUGCAAACCUGGUUCGAAUUGGGCCGCGAGGGGCGCAAGUGGUGGAAGUACAUGUUUUUUUUCCUUCUCAACACUGCCGUGGUGAACUCCUACAUCCUCUACAGGCUGAGCAACAUGCCGCAGCCCCGCAACGCCAUGAGCCAGCUGGAGUUCCGCUUGCUCUUGGCCAAGCAGCUGGUGGGAAGGGUGGACGUGCGCAAGGGCCCAGGCUUGCGGAGGGUCGGCAGGGCUCGUGGUGGUGGUGGUGGCGGCAGCAGCAGCGGCGGCGGAGGCCAAAACCGCCGCUGUAUAGAGCGUGUGCUGUGGCCAGCGCCCAGCGUGAGCCCCCAGCAGCACGCCUGCGUAAAGUUCGCGGGGCGCAAGCGCGUGUGUGUCCUGUGCAGCAGCCGCAACAAGAGAACUCGGCGCGGGCGCAGUGUGCAAACCAGCUACGGCUGCCAGAUCUGCAACGUGAACCUCUGCCAAGUUGGCUGCUUCACCGGCUACCACAGCAAGGAGCAGCUCGCUGGCAGCAGGGCAUUGCGGCGUCUUCACAGGGGUCGAGGCGGGAGCCAACCAAGGAGUGCGGCGCGCCGGGGCCCCCGCACCAGGGAGCAGGGCUGCCAGGCAAACCUGGAGGACGACCCAGCACAUGACAUCAAGAAUGAGCGCUGCGAUCAAGGGAUGAUGGAUGGCAGUGCAGAGGAGAGAGUGCCUGUGUCAAUGGAGGGCUGGGAGGGGCCCAAACUGGAGCCAGAAGAAACAGAACUUGCACAGUCCAGCAGUGAUCCCUCCUCAAACCACGCAUUACCAGAGAAAUUUGUUGAAGACUGAUUUGGAGAACGUCACCCAAACAAAGCAGAAGGAACCUGUCCAUUGAUGAAAAAGAUAGCCACUUAUUGAUUGGACUUUAAAACAUUACACAAUUAAAUGGAGCUGAUGUCAGCUUUUUCUUGUAAGCGUGCAGUCUAAAUAACAGACGUUAAUUCGGAGUAUACCCAUAAAAGAUGGUUCUAUCUUUUCCUAGUUCUUAAAAUAAUAUAUAGCCUUAAAAGGUUAAUUUUCUAAUUUCAGCAGUCAGUGAAACGCUUCUGUAUUUUUCUCAAAGUACUCUCAAAGACAUUACCUCUGGCCUAAGACUAAGUACAGCAAAUUGCUGUGUCAAUAAUACUGUUCCCACAGACAUUUUUUUGUCGAUGAGAGCUCGUCCUUGAUUUUAAAGGCUAUUUUAUAGCACAUUGUAUUAACAUGCCAUUUGUAAUAAGUGUAGUUUGUAUCAAGUAGGGUUUUCCUGUUAAUGUCUCACUGGUGUAGUGCUGUCACCACUUUAGUAAUGAUCCACCACGAAGUAUUAGUAAUGUGUAUAGAUAUGCCUUGUGCAUUAUUAUUUAUUCUAGACACGAGUACAAUAUUGGCCAAGGCUGUAUAGGGGAAUUAUCCCAGAUGUUCUUAGAGAUGUGCACUUUCCAUCAAGGGUCAUAGUGUUUACUUCUUCUUACUAACAAUUCCAGGAUUCGAGUGGCUACAAAAGAAAAGUAUAAACCUGAGACUUUAAGCACGUUAGGUGUACUACUGGAGGAGCAUGCACAGCCUUUUAUUUACUCCAGUUUCUAAGUACGUGUCAAAUUUAGUCUUGUGAAAGUCAUGUGAAAAAUAAAUGUAGGUGAAAUACUGUCA